AUGCAUUAUCCAACAUAUCUUGGCCUGAAAGGUCAACCACUCGUGUAUGCCGUUACCUUUUGCUGCUCAAUAGGGUUCUUCCUGUUUGGCUACGAUCUUGGUUACAUGGGUGGAUUCACCACAUCUCCUGAAUUCUUGGACUUGUUUGGCAAUCCUAAUGCAUCUCUACUUGCCUUCAUGGUUGCAUCCUAUGAAGUUGGAUGCAUGUUCGGUGCUUUAUAUCAGUUCCUAGUUGGUGACCGCUGGGGAGGCCGUGCGGUUAUCGUGUCUAUUGGUGCAAUUCUUCAGACAAGUUCUUUUGGAUUGCCGCAGUUCUUGGUUGGACGUCUCGUGGCUGGUUUCGGGUUGGGCAUGAUGACCACUGUCAUUCCUAUCUGGCUGUCGGAAUGUACCACGCCCAAGUCUCGAGGUCGUAUGAUGGCUAUGCAAUUGUCGAAUUUGAUCAUGGGACUGAUUAUCGCGAACUGGUUGGAUUACGGCAUGUCCUUCCACGCUGGAUCAGUGCAAUGGCGUUUUCCAUGCGCCUUUCAAUGUGUCUUUUGCUUGAUUUUAUUCGUAUUCAUACCUUUCCUUCCAGAGUCACCGCGUUGGCUUGCUGCAGCGGGCCAGACGGAUCGUGCAAAACACGCUUUGGCGGCUCUUCGCGGCCAGCAUCUGGAUGCCGAGGAAGUCAUUGAAGAACUCGGCCAGAUCCAGUACGCUAUAGCUAUUGAAACGGAAGAAGUAGGUUCGUGGAGCGACGUUUUCAAGGACGGUGGCAUCAGUGGCUUCACCCGCGUUGCUAUUGGCUUCUCAGCAAACUUCUUUCAACAAUUGUCAGGUGUGAACGUCAUGUCUUCUCUUGGCCCCUACGUGUUCCAGAACUCCAUCGGAAUGAGUCGAUACGACGCCCUGCUCGUCUCUGGUGGAAUGCAAGUGUUUUAUUUCCUGAGCAGUAUCAUCCCGUGGUUUGCAAUUGACAGUGUUGGAAGACGGAAGCUAUUCAUGAUUGGCAGCUUGGGAAUGGGUGUCUGUAUGUUGCUAUCAGCUAUCUUUGUCGGCAUCGGUACGCAAGGAUUAGGUUAUGGCGCAGCGGUUGUUUUAUACCUCUUCCAAACCUUCUUUACCCUGGGUUGGCAAUCCAAUAUGUGGAUCUACCCUAGCGAACUGCUGCCAUUGAAGCUACGUCUGCGUGGUGGUGCAAUUGCCGUUCUCUCUCAGUGGUUGUUCACUUUCGUCGUUGUCGAGAUCACGCCGCCUAUGAUCACCAACAUCGGAUACAAAAGUUAUAUCGUCUUUGCGAUCUUCAACUUCGUCACAAUUCCAGUAGUCUAUUUCUGUUACCCGGAGACCAGCAAGUUACCGCUGGAAGCAGUGGACUUGCUAUUCGCCGAUCGCAACGGACAGAGACCCAGUAUCUGGAGGGUGGUCAAGGAUUCGAAAGACCCAGUGUUCAUGGAGAAUAUCAAGAAGGAAUUGGCCGAAAGAGCUGAAGCAACGGUGGUCAACGAGGGUGUCGUGGAUGCGGCCAAGCAGGCGACAUCAAUGGAGUUAGAGGAUGUGGAAGCGUAA
Molecule: messenger RNA, 1551 nt
Organism: Talaromyces stipitatus ATCC 10500
Lineage: Eukaryota; Fungi; Ascomycota; Eurotiomycetes; Eurotiales; Trichocomaceae
Product: hexose carrier protein, putative
Exons: 2
Coding region: 1-1551 (516 amino acids)
Biological process (GO): carbohydrate transport; transmembrane transport
Cellular component (GO): membrane
Molecular function (GO): carbohydrate:proton symporter activity
Source: RefSeq, a predicted model, not a curated record